Messenger RNA from Pygocentrus nattereri (red-bellied piranha), 5921 nucleotides. Its product is annotated as myosin-7. Gene Ontology annotation, molecular function: ATP binding; cytoskeletal motor activity; actin filament binding. The coding region runs from base 1 to 5814 and encodes 1937 amino acids. Gene Ontology annotation, cellular component: myosin complex. The record is from RefSeq and is a predicted model, not a curated record. NCBI's taxonomy places the organism in Eukaryota, Metazoa, Chordata, Actinopteri, Characiformes, Serrasalmidae. The transcript is spliced from 37 exons.
AUGGGAGAUGCUCAGAUGGAGGAGUUUGGGGCCGCAGCCCCAUACCUGAGGAAGUCGGACAGGGAGCGUCUGGAGGCCCAAACUCGCCCCUUUGACAUGAAGAAGGAAUGCUUCGUCCCGGAUACAGAGGAGGAGUAUGUGAAAGGAACUAUUAUCAGUCGUGAUGGAGACAAAGUCACAUGCGAGACCUCCAAUGGCAAGACUGUGACGGUCAAGGAGGCUGAUAUUCACCCUCAGAACCCGCCAAAGUUCGAUAAAAUUGAGGACAUGGCGAUGUUCACCUUUCUGCAUGAGCCUGCUGUGCUGUUUAACCUCAAAGAGCGUUACGCAGCCUGGAUGAUCUAUACCUACUCUGGGCUUUUCUGUGUAACUGUCAACCCCUACAAGUGGCUGCCAGUGUACAACCAAGAAGUUGUCCUUGCCUACAGAGGCAAAAAGAGGAGUGAAGCUCCUCCUCACAUCUUCUCCAUCUCUGACAAUGCCUACCAGUACAUGCUUGCAGACAGGGAAAACCAGUCUAUUCUUAUCACUGGAGAAUCUGGUGCUGGGAAAACUGUGAACACCAAGAGAGUCAUUCAGUACUUUGCUAGCAUUGCUGCUGGAGGUUUCAAGAGGGAAACCACUGAUAAGAAGGGUACUUUGGAGGAUCAAAUCAUCCAGUGUAAUCCUGCCCUGGAGGCCUUUGGUAAUGCCAAGACCAUCAGAAAUGACAACUCAUCAAGAUUUGGUAAGUUCAUCCGAAUCCACUUUGGUGCCACUGGAAAGCUUGCCUCUGCUGAUAUUGAGACUUAUCUUUUGGAGAAGUCUCGUGUCACUUUCCAGCUUAAAGCUGAGAGGGACUACCACAUCUUCUACCAGAUCCUGUCUCAGAAGAAACCUGAACUGCUUGAGAUGCUGCUGAUCACUGCUAACCCCUAUGACUAUGCCUUCAUCUCUCAAGGAGAGACCCAAGUAGCUUCUAUUAAUGAUGCUGAGGAGCUGAUGGCCACAGAUGAAGCCUUUGAUGUGUUGGGCUUCACCCAAGAGGAGAAAAACAGCAUCUACAAGCUGAUUGGUGCCAUCAUGCACUACGGCAACAUGAGGUUUAAGCAGAAGCAGAGAGAGGAGCAGGCUGAGGCAGAUGGCACUGAAGAUGCAGACAAAUCAGCUUAUCUGAUGGGUCUGAACUCUGCGGAUCUCAUCAAGGCUCUGUGUCACCCGAGAGUCAAAGUAGGAAAUGAAUGGGUCACCAAGGGACAGAAUGUACAGCAGGUGUAUUAUGCUGUCGGUGCUCUGUCUAAGGCAGUGUAUGAGAAGAUGUUCCUUUGGAUGGUUGUCAGAAUCAACCAAUCUUUGGACACCAAGCAGCCUCGCCAGUACUUCAUUGGUGUGCUGGACAUUGCUGGCUUUGAGAUCUUUGAAUUUAACACCUUUGAGCAGCUGUGCAUCAACUUCACUAAUGAGAAAUUGCAGCAGUUUUUCAACCAUCACAUGUUUGUGCUGGAGCAAGAAGAGUACAAGAAGGAGGGCAUCGAGUGGACAUUCAUUGACUUUGGCAUGGACUUACAAGCCUGUAUUGAUCUCAUUGAAAAGCCCAUGGGUAUCAUGUCCAUCCUUGAAGAGGAGUGCAUGUUCCCCAAGGCCACUGAUUUUACAUUUAAAGCUAAGCUUUUUGAUAAUCACUUGGGGAAAUCAGCUAACUUCCAGAAGCCCAGGAUUGUGAAGGGUAAACCAGAGGCCCACUUCUCAUUGAUUCAUUAUGCUGGCACAGUUGACUAUAACAUCAUCAACUGGCUGGUGAAGAACAAGGACCCUCUCAAUGAAACUGUUGUGGGGUUAUAUCAGAAGUCCACCAUGAAACUGUUGUCUCAUCUGUUUGCAAAUUAUGCUGGUGCUGAUUCAGCCUUGGAAGGAGGUGGAGGAAAAGGCAAGGAAAAGAAGAAAAAGGGAUCUUCUUUCCAGACUGUAUCUGCCCUUCACAGGGAGAAUCUGAACAAGCUAAUGACCAACCUGAGAUCAACUCAUCCCCAUUUUGUGCGCUGCAUCAUCCCCAAUGAGACUAAGACCCCUGGGGCCAUGGAAAACCCUCUUGUCAUGCACCAGCUGCGCUGUAACGGUGUGCUGGAAGGAAUCAGAAUCUGCAGAAAGGGCUUCCCCAACAGGAUUCUGUAUGGUGACUUUAAACAGAGAUACCGUAUUCUGAAUCCUGCUGCAAUUCCUGAUGGACAAUUCAUUGACAGCAGGAAGGGAGCUGAGAAAUUGUUGGGUUCUUUGGACAUUGACCAUAACCAGUACAAGUUUGGACAUACUAAGGUAUUCUUCAAAGCUGGUCUUCUGGGUCUCCUUGAAGAGAUGCGAGACGAUCGUCUAGCUCUCAUCAUCACUCGUAUUCAGGCUUGGUCUCGAGGUCUUCUCUCGAGAAUUGAGUUCCAGAAGAUUGUUGAGCGCAGGGAUGCCUUGCUUGUUAUCCAGUGGAAUGUCCGUGCCUUCAUGGGUGUAAAGAACUGGCCCUGGAUGAAGCUGUACUUCAAGAUCAAACCACUGCUAAGAUCUGCUGAGGCUGAGAAGGAGAUGGCCAACAUGAAGGAGGAAUUCCUGAAGCUGAAAGAGGCUUAUGCUAAAUGCGAAGCCCGCAAGAAGGAGCUAGAGGAGAAAAUGGUCACUCUCCUCCAAGAGAAAAACGACCUGCAGCUCCAAGUCCAGACUGAGCAAGACAAUCUCUGUGAUGCUGAAGAGCGCUGUGAAGGUCUGAUUAAGAACAAGAUCCAGCUUGAAGCCAAAGUCAAAGAGCUGACUGAAAGACUAGAGGAUGAAGAAGAGAUGAAUGCUGAGCUAACUUCUAAAAAGAGAAAGCUGGAGGAUGAAUGCUCUGAGCUUAAGAAGGAUAUUGAUGAUCUUGAACUUACUCUGGCCAAAGUGGAGAAAGAGAAGCAUGCUACUGAGAAUAAGGUUAAAAAUCUAAUUGAAGAGAUGGCAGCACAGGAUGAAAUCAUUGCCAAGCUGACCAAGGAAAAGAAAGCUUUGCAGGAAGCCCACCAGCAAACAUUGGAUGACCUCCAGAGUGAGGAAGACAAAGUUAACACUCUGACUAAGGCCAAAGCCAAGCUGGAGCAGCAAGUUGAUGAUCUGGAAGGAUCCUUGGAACAGGAAAAAAAGCUGCGCAUGGACCUCGAGAGGGCUAAGAGGAAGCUGGAAGGGGACUUAAAAUUGACCCAAGAGAAUGUUAUGGACCUGGAAAAUGACAAGCAACAGCUGGAGGAAAGACUAAAAAAGAAAGAUUUCGAGAUCAGCCAGCUCAGCAGUAAGAUUGAAGAUGAGCAAGCACUAGCAGCCCAGUUACAGAAGAAACUGAAAGAGCUGCAGGCCCGCAUUGAAGAGCUUGAGGAAGAGCUGGAGGCAGAGAGAGCCGCCCGGGCCAAGGUUGAGAAACAGAGGGCAGACUUAUCAAGAGAACUGGAAGAGAUCAGCGAAAGGCUGGAGGAGGCUGGUGGAGCCACUGCUGCCCAGAUUGAAAUGAACAAGAAGAGAGAGGCCGAGUUCCAGAAACUGCGCAGAGACCUUGAAGAGGCCACUCUGCAACAUGAAGCCACUGCUGCUACACUGAGGAAGAAACAUGCUGACAGUGUGGCUGAUCUGGGAGAACAGAUUGACAACCUUCAGAGAGUGAAGCAGAAGCUUGAAAAAGAGAAGAGUGAACUGAGACUUGAGCUGGAUGAUGUGGUUUCCAACAUGGAGCAAAUUGUCAAGUCCAAGACAAAUUUGGAAAAAAUGUGCAGGACUCUAGAGGACCAGAUGAGUGAGUAUCGAACUAAAUAUGAGGAAGGACAACGCACCAUCAAUGACUUCAGCAUGCAAAAAGCUAAACUCCAAACUGAGAAUGGUGAACUUUCAAGACAACUGGAAGAGAAGGAUUCCUUGGUCUCUCAGCUGACCAGAGGCAAGCAGUCAUAUACACAACAGAUUGAGGACCUCAAGAGACAACUUGAAGAGGAAGUGAAGGCUAAGAAUGCCCUGGCCCAUGCAGUGCAGUCUGCUCGCCACGACGCUGAAUUGUUGCGAGAGCAGUAUGAGGAGGAGCAGGAGGCCAAGGCUGAGCUGCAGCGCAGUCUGUCCAAGGCCAACUCUGAAGUGGCUCAGUGGAGAACCAAGUAUGAAACUGAUGCUAUCCAGAGAACAGAGGAGCUGGAAGAUGCAAAGAAAAAACUUGCUCAGCGUCUGCAAGAUGCAGAGGAAGCAGUGGAAGCUGUCAAUGCCAAAUGCUCCUCUCUGGAGAAGACCAAGCACAGACUGCAGAAUGAGAUUGAAGACCUCAUGGUUGAUGUAGAAAGAUCCAAUGCUGCUGCAGCUGCUCUGGACAAAAAGCAAAGAAACUUUGACAAGGUUCUUGCAGAAUGGAAGCAGAAAUAUGAAGAGUCUCAGAGUGAGCUAGAAAGCUCCCAGAAGGAGGCCAGAUCUCUGAGCACUGAACUCUUCAAACUAAAAAACUCUUAUGAAGAGUCUCUUGAUCACCUGGAGACUAUGAAGAGGGAGAACAAAAACCUCCAAGAGGAAAUUUCUGACCUCACUGAGCAAAUUGGGGAGAGUGGAAAAAGCAUCCAUGAACUGGAGAAAAUUCGUAAACAGCUGGAGCAAGAAAAGGCUGAAAUCCAAUCUGCUCUUGAAGAGGCUGAGGCCUCCCUUGAGCAUGAAGAAGGAAAGAUCUUGCGGGCACAGCUGGAGUUCAACCAAGUGAAGGCUGAUAUUGAGCGUAAGCUGGCGGAGAAGGAUGAGGAGAUGGAACAGGCCAAGAGAAACCACCAGAGAGUGGUGGACACUCUACAAAGCUCUCUAGAGUCUGAGACUCGCAGCAGGAAUGAAGCCCUCAGGAUAAAGAAGAAGAUGGAAGGAGACCUCAAUGAGAUGGAGAUCCAGCUCAACCAGGCUAACAGGCAGGCAGCAGAGGCACAGAAGCAACUCAAGGGUCUCCAUGGGCAUCUGAAGGAUGCCCAGCUCCAGCUGGAUGAUGCUCUACGAGCCAAUGAUGAUCUCAAAGAGAACAUUGCUAUUGUGGAGAGACGCAACAAUCUGCUACAAGCUGAACUAGAUGAGCUGAGAUCAACAUUGGAGCAGACUGAGAGAGGCCGGAAACUGGCAGAGCAGGAACUUCUGGACGUCAGUGAGAGGGUUCAGCUUUUGCACUCUCAGAACACCAGCCUGCUGAACCAGAAGAAGAAGCUGGAGGGAGACACAACUCAACUUCAGACUGAGGUAGAGGAGGCUGUCCAAGAGUGCAGGAAUGCUGAGGAAAAGGCCAAAAAAGCCAUCACUGAUGCUGCCAUGAUGGCAGAGGAACUGAAAAAAGAGCAGGACACCAGUGCUCACUUGGAGCGUAUGAAGAAAAACAUGGAGCAGACCAUCAAGGACCUGCAACACCGCCUAGAUGAAGCUGAACAAAUUGCAAUGAAAGGUGGCAAGAAGCAGCUCCAGAAACUAGAGGCCAGAGUCAGGGAGCUGGAAAAUGAGGUUGAGAUAGAACAGAGAAAGGCCAGUGAAUCUGUAAAAGGAAUCCGCAAAUAUGAGAGACGCAUAAAGGAGCUCACCUACCAGACUGAAGAAGACCGUAAGAAUCUGGCUCGUCUCCAAGACCUAGUAGACAAACUUCAGCUGAAAGUCAAGUCCUAUAAGAGAUCUGCAGAAGAGGCCGAGGAGCAGGCUAAUGUCCAUCUAGGCAAGUUCCGCAAGCUGCAACAUGAGCUGGACGAGGCACAAGAGAGGGCUGAUAUUGCAGAGUCUCAGGUCAACAAGCUGAGAGCCAAAAGUCGCGAUAUAACUAAAAAAGGACAUGAUGAAGAGUGAAGUAACCACUUUAGUGUAUCAGAACAACGUGAUCACUGUGGUUUAGUUCUUCUUUUUGACUUUUGACAUCUGUAGGUGAAUAGAAUAAAAAUUACGGUGCAAAUAAA